AUGCAGAUGUUCGUGACACAGAAAAGUGAAUCGAGAAAGCGAAAACUUCAGAUGAUGGAAGAUGAUGAAAUAGACACAGCCAAAGCAAUAGGUUUGUGUGCCGUCCGAGCCAAACGACCCAGAAAGGAAAGAAGCCCAGACGAACAGAGGAGUUCCUCGUGGUGGAGACAUGGCUACCAAAAUUGGGACGACAGUGCGUUCAAAAAACGUUUGAGGAUCGAGCAAACCAAACCAAACCAAAAUUGGGACGACAGUGCGUUCAAAAAACGUUCGAGGAUCGAGCAAACGUUUGUUAAAUCGAGCAACGUUUCAGUUUAUUCUGGCGAGAUAGAGGCCCAGCUAAUCAAAGAGCCAAGUCGCUUCAAACCUGUGCAGAUAACUCCAGACACGCAGCUUGCCAUUUGUUUGUCUAGCUCAGCCCAUGAAUGCACCUACAACACAGUAGGAGACCUGUUUGGUGUUGCUGAAUCAACCGUGAGUGUCAUUUUUAACCAAGUAUGUAAGAUACUUGUUUCAACUCUCUACGACAGGUUUGUGUACCUACCCAGAAAUAGUGCCGAAUGGAAGCAAGAGCUUGAAAGCUUUCUUGAAAACUGGGAAUUUCCCUGCGUAGGAGCCUGGGAUGGUUUCCAUGUUUACGUCAGCACGAAGUUGAAAAAUUAUUUUAGCUUCAAGAAGAGAUAUUCGGUAUCCAGCUUGGGAUUCAUUGUGUCUAACAAGAGGUUUCUGUGGGCAGCCGUGGGGGCUCCUGGCUCUACCCACGACUCAAGGUUCCUGAAAAGUUGCGACCUCUAUGCUGACAUUCGACAGGGACGGAUUUUCCCUAGUUCUGUGCUCAGAACAAGGGAGUAUGGAGACAUACCAUUCACAACGGUCGGUGAUUCAGCAUUCCCACGCAACACGUGGCUAAUGAAGUCGUACAGUGAAAGUACAAGAGACCCAAGGAAACGCUACUUAAACAAGAGACUUUGCUCGGGUAGAGUUGUUUCAGAGCAUGCUUAUGACAUGUUAAAUGGAAGAUCGAGCAUCCUUUGCAAGAAGACAGAGUGUAAACUAAAGAACAUCAGGCAAGUCAUCAUGGCCUCCAUUGCCUUGCACAAUAUACGCAUUGCAAGGGAUGAUCCAUGA
Stylophora pistillata is the source of this 1128-nucleotide messenger RNA. RefSeq names its product protein ALP1-like. Lineage: Eukaryota; Metazoa; Cnidaria; Anthozoa; Scleractinia; Pocilloporidae. The record is from RefSeq and is a predicted model, not a curated record.